This is a messenger RNA of Grus americana (Whooping crane), 7434 nucleotides long. RefSeq names its product Janus kinase and microtubule interacting protein 3 (gene JAKMIP3). Bases 1001 to 3655 code for a protein of 884 amino acids. The record is from RefSeq and is a predicted model, not a curated record. The transcript is spliced from 25 exons. NCBI's taxonomy places the organism in Eukaryota, Metazoa, Chordata, Aves, Gruiformes, Gruidae. Gene Ontology annotation, molecular function: kinase binding; microtubule binding.
CACGUGAUAAAGCACUGUGCAGUGGAGUGCUGUGGACAAGCCUGCAGUGGAUACAGCUCAGUACAUGGAAAUUGCCAGAAGAACGCUUCUGCCCUAGCACUUGCCAGCUGAAAAACAAAAACUGAUUCUUUGAGUGAUGUAAACUACCGAUGGCCUCUUGCUUUACACCACUUACAACACUGCUUUCAAUGUUUUUGUUUUACUUAGAAACUCCCACAAAAUGUUGCAAUUCAACUCUAAAAAUAGAAAACAGUUUUAUUUAUCCAAGAGUUCAAAAGCUAUUGUUUGCGCAGCUCUUGCCAGAGCCACGGCCAGUCCUUGCAUCUUGAGGGUGAUGAUUCCUCGGUUAAACGUGUGCGUUGAUGGUCUGCUCAGCGUGGAGCGGGCUGAGCUGCAGCGAGAUGAUCUAAUUUUGAGAAGUAUUUGUGUGAUGAAGGAGCAAGGAAAAGUGAUGAGUUCUUGUCAAAGCUGAAGACAGAGAUUUCUGGAGUCGGUUGUGCACCUGACCUUUGCCUGUGUUUGACGCUACAUUCAGUAGCUCUGUGGUUGGACGUUGAGGCACAGAUCUCUUGCAGACCAGCAUUGUAUUCCCACAGAGACUUACUGCCUUCAGUGAGGUGCCAUCAGGGCGGAAAGUUCCAGAUCAGCAGCCAGGACUGGGGGGUAGGAAAAACCACCCCUGUAAAUGAGGAGUCCGUGAGUAAUACUACUGUUUCACACCAUGCAGCACAGUAUGGAUGGACAGAAAAAAGGAAAACUGUGCCCUGUAAAGCCUCUUUACUCGUGCUUGGACAGGGAAUAGCACUGCUCUGUUGUGGUUUUGACUAUGAGUCAGGAUGAAUAAACCUAUGCAUUGAAGGUCAUCGUUCAAAACAAUUGUUAUCCACGUUAAUAAGGCAAGUAAGAAAAUGUAGUGGGACGGAGGCAAGGAGGAGAAGCCCCGAGCGAGUGCUGGGACGAGGGCCUCCGGGCAGGACCCCCUCCCUGCCGCGGCAUCACCAUGUCCAAGAAGGGCACCAGCAGCCGAGCCAGGGGGGAGAAGCCAGACGCCUUGGCCGCCUUGCAAGCUGCCAAUGAAGAGCUCAGGGCCAAGCUCACCGACAUCCAGAUAGAGCUCCAGCAAGAAAAGAGUAAGGUCAGCAAGUUGGAAAGAGAGAAAAAUCAGGAAGUUAAGCAGAUCAAAGAGCACGAACAGCAUAAAAGUACAGUGGUGGUAACAGAGCUCAAAGUCAAACUUCAUGAAGAGAAAAUGAAGGAGCUCCAAGCUGUUCGAGAAGCACUUUUGAGACAGCACGAAGCUGAGCUACUUAGAGUAAUAAAAAUUAAAGAUAAUGAAAUCCAGAGACUACAGACCCUUCUCAAUGCUGUACGUGAUGGGGCUCCUGACAAGGUGAAAACAGUGCUGCUCACAGAGGCGAAGGAGGAGGCCAAGAAGGGGUUUGAAGUUGAGAAAAUAAAAAUGCAGCAGGAAAUUUCAGAGCUGAAGGGGGCUAAGAAACAAGUGGAAGAGGCUUUAACUAUGGUCAUCCAAGCUGACAAAAUUAAAGCAGCUGAGAUAAGGAGUGUGUAUCACCUGCAUCAGGAGGAAAUCAGCAGAAUUAAGAGGGAGUGUGAGAGAGAAAUUCGUAGACUGAUGGAGGAGAUUAAAUUUAAAGACAGAGCAGUCUACGUGCUGGAGAGAGAGUUAGGGGUUCAAGCCGGGCAUGCUCAGAGACUGCAGCUCCAAAAGGAGGCUUUAGAUGAACAACUUUCCCAGAUCAAAGAGUCUGAUCGGCAUCUGAGCAGCCCCAAGCGGGAACUUCCUUAUGCAAGUGGUGCAGGAGACGCUUCAGAUCAUUCGGGAAGCCCCGAACAGCAGUUGGAUGAAAAGGAUGCCCGGCGUUUCCAACUCAAAAUCGCUGAGCUGAGUGCCAUCAUCAGGAAGCUGGAGGACCGGAACGCGCUGCUGUCGGAGGAGAGAAACGAGCUGUUAAAACGUCUUAGAGAAGCUGAAAGUCAGUAUAAGCCCAUUUUGGACAAAAAUAAACGCCUUAGUAGGAAGAAUGAAGAAUUGUCACAUGCCUUACGUCGAAUGGAAAACAAAUUAAAAUUUGUAACACAAGAAAAUAUAGCAAUGAGACAAAGAGCUGGAACAAUAAGGAGACCGAGCUCUCUAAAUGACCUUGACCACAGCCAGGAAGAAAGAGAAGUUGAUUUCCUGAGGCUACAAGUCAUUGAACAGCAAAACAUCAUUGAUGAACUCUCCAAGACCCUGGAAACUGCUGGCUAUGUGAAGAGUGUCAUGGAACGUGAUAAGCUGUUAAGGUAUAGGAAGCAAAGGAAAAAAAUGACCAGAAUUCCCAAGAAGCCGGUCGUGGAGACGUUUUUCGGCUACGAUGAAGAAGCUUCCUUGGAGUCUGAUGGUUCCUCUAUCUCGUACCAAACUGACCGGACAGAUCAAACCCCUUGCACUCCUGAAGAUGACUUGGAAGAGGGCAUGGCCAAGGAAGAGACAGAACUGCGAUUUCGGCAGCUGACGAUGGAGUACCAGGCUCUGCAACGAGCAUACGCCCUAUUGCAAGAACAGGUCGGAGGAACAUUGGAUGCAGAACGAGAAGUUAAGACACGUGAGCAGCUCCAAGCAGAAAUACACCGCUCUCAGGCUCAGAUCGAAGACCUGGAGAAGGCCCUUGCUGAGCAGGGGCAGGAUAUGAAGUGGAUUGAGGAGAAGCAAGCAUUGUAUAGAAGAAACCAAGAGCUGGUAGAAAAGAUAAAACAAAUGGAAGCUGAGGAAGCUCGCUUGAAACACGAUGUCCAGGACGUUAAGGAUCAAAACGAGCUCCUGGAGUUCAGGAUCUUGGAGCUCGAAGAGAGAGAAAGACGAUCGCCUGCCAUCAACUUCCAUCACGGUCCUUUUACAGAGGGGAAAAGCCCUCUCCAAGUCUACUGCGAGGCAGAAGGUGUAACAGACAUAGUAGUAGCAGAGCUGAUGAAAAAAUUGGACAUUUUAGGGGAUAACGCCGUAAGUAAUCUGACCAAUGAAGAGCAAGUAGUUGUCAUACAAGCAAGGACAGUUCUCACGUUGGCUGAAAAGUGGCUACAGCAGAUAGAAGUGACGGAGUCUGCCCUGCAGCAGAAGAUGCUGGAUCUCGAGAACGAAAAGGAGCUGUUCAGCAAGCAGAAGGGCUACCUGGAUGAUGAGCUCGACUUCAGGAAACAGUCCUUGGACCAAGCUCACAAGCAAAUUCUGGAAUUAGAAGCCAUGCUCUAUGAUGCCCUGCAGCAAGAAGCUGGAGCCAAAAUUUCCGAACUUCUUUCAGAAGAGGAGAAAGAGAAACUGAAGAGCGCUGUAGAGCAAUGGAAGAGGCAGGUGAUGAGCGAGCUCCGGGAGAGGGACGCCCAAAUCCUGCGAGAAAGGAUGGAGCUCAUUCAACACGCACAGCAGAGAAUUAAAGAGCUAGAAGAAAGAAUUGAAGGCCAAAAAAGACAAAUAAAAGAGUUAGAGGAAAAGCUUUCAUUCUUUGGUCAUAGUCCUUCAGGCCACGUGCAAAAGCCUACUGAGGAAGCUACAAUUGCUUCUGCUGUUCUUAGCAGGAAGACAGCAUUGAUUGCCAAGACAGAAAAAGAGACAUUGCCGUUUCAGAAACCCCAAAUAUCUCUCAUAUUUUGCUACUGACGAUGGAAGAUCCAGUCUUUCUGACCCUUUUAGACUGAUGCUGGAAUAGGGUACGUGGAAAUUUCUGCACAGGUGACGUCUGCGCCCCUGAAAUCUCUGGCUGAGCAUUUUGAAAAGCCAGAACUAAGCCGACAAAGAAGAAAGCCAAAAACCCCCUCCCUCUCCUCCAGCCACAGGCUCCUUCCCGGAGCCCUGGCUCUGCUGCUUGAACUAAUUUCAGUGGAACUCCCGGCUCUGCUGCUUGAAAUAGCUCUCAGCUUUACAUAAGGAGCGGUAUAUUAAUUCAGAUAAACUGAAUAUAUUUUGGUUCCCUGCUAAGCAGGCAGUCAAUUGCUUCUCUGUAGAAGUGAUCGUGUCCUGUUUUAUAUGUCACGCAUUUAUAUUUGUUAUUCAUAGUUAUUUAAAAAUCUGUCUUGAAAGAAGAUUUUAGGAAGAGUUCCAGAGGAGUAACGCAUGAAAAGAUAAAUGUGAAUGAAAAUGAAGUGGUUUGUUCCAAGAUAUUUCUUCAUAACACAGGGUAUGUCCGAUGGUUUGUUGAAUAUCCCGCAAGCCCAGUCUUAGGGAAAAACAUGAAGCAAUGUUCAGGAAAUCAAGUCGUAAUUUUUUUUUGGAGUUUUCAGUAGACCAUGGCCCGCAGCACGAUGAGAAAAAUAGCACAAUAAUUUAUACUUUGCUGUGCCUGAAUGACGACAAAAGGCUUAACGUUGUCCCAGCAAAAAGAUCGACCUGGAAAAGAGUGAACGUGAACCACCUUAUCGCUGAUCCGCAGGCUCUGGGCUGGGGCAGGCGGCCGGGGGAGCAGCAGAUUUUACCCCCUUGAGGCAAGGGAGCACAAGUACUGCAGAGCCCAAGCCCAGGAGGCUGGUGCCGGAGCCGGGAAGGAAAAUGGAUCCUCUAGAAAAAGAGGUGAAGGAGGGACAAUCCGGAAGAAAUCCCACAGUGUGAUUCACCAUACGGAACCGCAGCCGAGCGCCCAAACCUGGGGCUGUCGGGGAAGGCCAAGAACAAGCUCCCGUCUGCAGCUUUGCACAGCGGAGCUGCCACCGAGGUCCCUGAGGUGCAGGAUGCGGCGGAGGAACUGCCCGUCCCUUGGAAGCGUGAGGCAGGAAGCAAAACAGAGCUCCUGACAGGUACCUGGACCGCUUCCAAAACUUGUGUGGAGUUUAUAAGGCUACAAAGAAAAUCCCUUGAUACUGAAAUUCUAUAAACUCUCCAGAUACUUGUACAUCAAUCAUCUGUUUUAAACCAGACAAGACAAAACAGCAAAGGGAGCUAAACUACAAAAAUGUAAGAAAAUUAAUUGUUCAGAAAAGUCUUAUAUUUGUACUGAGGUAAUAUGACAUUUUAAGUCAAAGGUUAUGGAUUUUGAUAUCAGCAUAUGAUUAUAUUACAAAAGUAAUUUAACAAAUUCCAAUUCUACCCGAUACAAAUACCAAUACUGGGAUUACAUUGAUGGGCUACAUUUUACUUCUGCAUUUCAUGCUUACAACAUGUGUCCAUUUUGAGUUCUACUUAAAUACUUCAUGUCCUAGAAUAUUUCAUUUACUUGGAAGAACUGCGACCGGUAGUGAGGUAACUGCCUGCAGCGUAAGGCAUUACGACCCCCGGCUGGAACGCUGCAGGACUGCGCGGUGCCGGCGUCCCUGACCGCGCCUGAACUGCAGGGCCUGGAGACGCACCCCGCGCUCCCGGGAGCUGCUGGGACUGGGAUCGGCGGCGACGAGCGCCUUUGGAAGUGGCUCGGAUCCAUUUCAUCGCUGUUUUCUCAGGCCGUGCUUUUGCACGUGGUGUGUAUGCGUCUAGGACUUCAGUUCUGUUUUGCCAUUAAUUAGACUUUCUUAAUUUUUUUUUUUUUUAAAUUAAAAAGCUAACUGUACAGGACAGGUACAUGUGUAAAUAAGGGAUUAUGCUUAUGUAUAUGUUAAUAUUUAUAUGUAAAAAGAUAUGUACAUAGGAAAGAAAAAAGUGGCUCAAAGAAUGUUUUCAAAACUGUUUCUUUCUUAUAAAUGCACAGGCAGGAAAUCUACAUAAAUGUGCUCCUUAAUUUCAACAUAAGCGGUUUGCUCAAUUUUCAGUCACUUUGUAUUUGAUCCCACUGGGGUUUUGUACGAUGAGUUUGUACGAUGAGUCCGUGACCGUGGCGUGGAGCCAUUCUGGAGAGUGGGCCGCCCUUCAUCCAUGAGAUGAGCUGUGUCAGAUCUCGUUUGCUGUCUUCUUACCUCUGGGUCUUGCGCAUCUUUUAACAACAUGCUCUCAAAGCCACGGGACCGCGGUGGGGGAGGCGUUACCCUAAUCUGGGUCUGUGCCAUAAGGCUUUUUCCUGCAGCCCCUCCGUCCCUCGGUGCAGGUGUAAAGCACCAGAGCACAGCUGGGGUUUGCAGCCCCGGGGCGGGGGGGGCCCAUUCGUUCUCAGGCUGGUGGGCGCCUGCUCCUCAGGCCGGCAGCCCAAAGGCAGGGGCUGCCAACCGCUCCAGUUCACAGAACCCCAGCCUGGUGUGGGUGGGCAGGGACCUCCCAGCCCACCCAGUGCCACCCCUGCCAUGGGCAGGGACACCCUCCACCAGCCCAGGUUGCCCAAAGCCCCAUCCAACCUGGCCUUGAACACUGCCAGGGAGCCAGGGGCAGCCACAGCUUCUCUGGGCACCCUGUGCCAGGGCCUCAGCACCCUCACAGGGAAGGAUUUCUGCCUCACAUCCCAUCUCCAUCUCCCCUCCUGCAGCUUCAGGCCAUUCCCCUUGGCCUGGCACUCCCUGCCCUUGUCAACCAUCCCUUGUAAAAAGUUUCUCACCUAUAAGCAUCUUUUAUAAAUUCCCCAGAUUUCCUUCAAAUAACGACGAGACAGGGAGCCAGAUAAACCAAGUGUAUCACAGGUGCGUUACUGCUGUAGCACGAUCGCUACGUUUCACCUACAAGAAGCUGAGUGGUGCGUGUAGAUGCGUUCGCUCACACACGCAGUUUCUGGAGGAGCACUGACGCGGUCAGGACGCUCCCUGCCCGGGUCCUGCCGCCGUGGUACGGACGGGCGGGCUGCCGCGUCCGCAGAGCAACACGUCUAAACUGAAAUCCAUUGGAAUUGCAGCUUACUGUGUCAACAACCGUGCGUUGUGUAUUUCAGGCCUGUACUUCUUGUUCAAGCUGUUGGAGGACCGUGGCUGUUAUUUAAAGUAUUCUGCUGUAGUACUGUCUGUAGCCUUCAGUGUAUCCUCGAGUGCCUUACGCAGCUUGUGAACAAAACUCCUGACCGCAAAGAGAAAAUGCACCCGAGCGUCCCUCUGGGGGGACCGAUGCCAACUCCCCCUGCAUCCCGAAUGCCACCACCACCCCCCACGCGAUGGGCAGCGUGCGUUAGCACAGAAAUGGAUUUAGUUUAGACUCAGGAAAUCGUAUUGUGAAUAUGUGUAUUAAACCCUGUACUUACUUAUUGUACAUUUUAUAAAAAGGAACUACCAUAAACUUAUGCAAAACGUAAACCAGAGAAAACGUUUUUUUCCAAUGGCCAGUGUGCCGUGACUUGUGUUCUCUAAUAUAAUCCCCUAACAACCAUAUCCUGAAGACGUAGUUUGGUUCAGUGCUGAAACAGUAAUUGACAGGCCAAAAAUAGGGCCGGUCGAUCGAUUACAGAAUUUUACACAUAUUUUUGUAUUGUGAUUCAUAUGAUAUAUAUCAAGAGACUUUCUAUUCAUUUGUAAAAUACAUAAAUUAUUGUAAACUUUUAAUAAAAAGAUCUGUUUUAAACCUUCAUAUUGGAUAAAUUGUUUUGGUUCUUUUCCCAGGUUGCA